Owenia fusiformis is the source of this 1646-nucleotide messenger RNA. NCBI's taxonomy places the organism in Eukaryota, Metazoa, Annelida, Polychaeta, Sabellida, Oweniidae. The record is from the annotation of a GenBank genome assembly.
AUGCGAAGACAAGGAGUGGAGGAAACAUCUGUGAAACACCAUUGUGUUGGGCCAAGUAGAAGACAAAAGCUUCUCUUCAGCAGGAGAGAUGAAGCCCGCAGUAAUAGUGAUAUAAUAUCUGUACUAAAUCUGGAUGACAAUAACAUCCAGUCAGAGGGCGUGGGCUACAUAGCAGAUGUUCUCACAGCAAAAACAGUAAUAACCGAAUUGGUGCUUUCCCACAAUGCCAUAGGUAAAGAAGGCUUUGAGGAACUGUGUGACGUAUUAGAAGACAAUUUAACUAUACGGGUACUUGAUAUACGAGGCAAUCACCUAAAAGAUGAUUCUGCGCCGUUAUUUGCCAAGGUCAUCGAGAAUAAUAUCCACCUGAAAGAUGUUAACCUUAGCCAUAAUGACUUCCGUGGAAGCGGCGCUGUAGCCCUAGGGUUGUCACUAAGAAACAAUGAUACCAUCGAGUACAUGGAUCUCAGCUGGAAUCACCUGAGAGGUAGAGGUGCAAUAUCAAUUGGUAUCGGACUCAAGGAGAACCUUGGGCUGAAGAUACUCAAGUUGGGAUGGAACGGAUUUGCAAAUGACGGUGCGGAAACCAUAGGGAAGGCAUUGGCUCGUAACAGUACCCUGUUGGAACUGGAUCUAACAAACAACAGAAUUGGGACAAUUGGUCUUGGGCAUAUUGUAAAAGGUCUGCAGAAGAACUACACGCUAGUUGCUCUCAAGCUCGGUCAUAACCCACUGAGAAUGGUCGCCUGUGAAACAAUUCUUCAAAGUAUAAUAAAACACUCCUCAAUUGCACUGAAAGAACUUGAUUUACGUGAUAUUCCUGUCAGCAAAGAUUUUAACAAGCUCCUGAAGCAGGUCAGACAAACUAGGAUAUUUGUCACAGUUACUGGACAGGAACUGGUUGGAGACCUUAUAGAAGGGGAAGAUGACGGAUUGGAUUGGAAUAAGGAUCCUAGGACAGUUCUGUUUGAGUAUAUGAAAAGGGAAGGAUUCAGAGUUAUCGAUCUAUUCAAAAAGUUAGAUACGGAUAACAGCAACUCGUUAACCAGGAACGAAUUCAAGAAUGGGUUACUGGACAUCGAGGUGCCCCUGACAGAGUCUCAACUGGACAAGCUUCUAGAUAUAGUAGAUGAGGACAAAAGCGGUGACGUUGAAUUAAAGGAGUUGAUUAACGCCGAACGCCAGUUCAAACGAGAGCAAUUGGCGCGGACAGUGGCAAAGGAACAACGGGAACGACUGGAACGAGCCAAACGGAAACAAACAAUCAAAGAUGGAAAGAGCAAUCAGAAUAUGAACGACCUCAAUUUGUCUAAAUUACCACCGAUAACGAACACCAAACCAAAAUAGAGUGUUAACAGAAUCCCGAAUAAAAUGUUGAAAUGCUGUAUAUUGAUUUUUUUUUAAAAAUGAUUACCAGUAAUUUGUUUUUGUUGGUUUUAUUUGGAACUCGUACACGAUACCCCAUCACAGACAUAUACCCUAAUAGAGAGGAGAUACUAAGGGCCAACAAAACAUGUACAGUAUAGACCAAUUUACAGAAAGAUAAUUUCCCAAAAAUUCUUGACCAACCAAAUUCCAAACUUUGCUUACAUGUAUCUUUGUGUGUUUCCAUCACUGACAUUCAUACAUUUACAAAUGCUCAUUCA